CCGGAAGUCGUCAUUGCUGGCAGACCAGUAUUCCCGCGAAGAUUGAGACCUCUCAGGAGGUGGAUUGCUGUUUAUUUCAGUCUAGAGUCACAGCAGCAUGAGCAAGAGGAAGAUCAAGGCUGUCCAUCUGCCAGUGGGAGAAUGCAUCGCACAGGUGCAGGAGAUGUUGAGGGAGCGGCUCUGCCAUCAGCAGCUCCCUGACAGGCCGGAGGGAGUGGAGGCUCAACACAAACACCUCCUGGAGCUGCUGAAGCGGACAGCCGUCCACGGGGAGAGUAACUCGGUGCUGAUCGUGGGUCCCAGGGGAGCGGGGAAGACAAUGCUGCUCCAGUGUGUGCUCAGAGACCUGCUGGGGGAACAGGAAGUGCAGAAGAACCUGCUCCAGGUUCACCUCAACGGUCUCCUGCAGACGGACGACAGAAUAGCGCUGAAAGAAAUAACGCGGCAGCUCCACCUGGAAAACGUCGUCGGUGACAAAGUGUUUGGAAGCUUUGCAGAGAAUCUGGCUUUCUUGCUGGAGGCGCUGAAGAAAGGUGAUCGCAGCAGCAGCCGCUCCGUGUUGUUCGUCCUGGAUGAGUUCGAUCUGUUCGCCCACCACAAGAACCAGACUCUUCUCUACAACCUGUUUGACGUCUCCCAGUCCGCCCAGGCUCCCAUCGCUGUGGUCGGCGUCACCUGCAGACUGGAUGUCCUGGAGCUGCUGGAGAAGCGGGUUAAGUCGAGGUUUUCCCACCGUCAGAUCCACCUGCUCAGCAACCCGACGUUCACUGAGUACGUGGAGCGGGUCCAGACACAGCUCAGCCUGCCGGACGACUUCCCCGACAGCAAGUUCGCUCAGGAGUGGAACGCCAGCGUACAGACGCUGUGUGGGGACAAAUCAGUGGAGGAAGUCUUACAGAGACACUUCAACUCCAGCAAAGACUUCCGCUCACUGCACAUGCUGCUGAUGUUGUGUCUGAGCCGUGUGUCUGUGGCCAAACCAGCCAUCAGACCUGCAGACCUGCUGGACGCCAGCAGACUGUGCUUCGCAGACGCCAAGGCGAACAUGCUGCACGGUCUGUCCAUCUUGGAGCUGUGCCUGAUCAUCGCCAUGAAACACCUCAACGACGUCUACGAAGGAGAGCCGUUCAAUAUGCAAAUGGUUCACAACGAGUUUAAGAAGUUCCUGCAGAGGAAGUCAAACUCCAUGUACAACUUUGAGCAGCCUGUCAUCAUGAAGGCCUUCGAGCACCUGCAGCAGCUGGAGCUGAUCCGGCCCGUCGACAGCUCGUCGGCCAAAACUCAGAGGGAGUACCAGCUGAUGAGACUCAUGCUGGACAACAGUCAGAUCAUGGAGGCCCUGCAGAAGUACCCACAAUGCCCCACAGACGUCAAGCAGUGGGCCAUGUCGGCGUUUGGUUAGGACUUCUGCAAGAAAAUCAGCUGCACUGCUGGAGAAAGUUUGUCUCACAUAAAGAUACUGAACUGGACAACAGAUCGAGCGUUUGUGAGCUGAACCGGGGAGAAAACAUGGCUGCCAGCAGUGCCUGCUUCAUGUCAGGAUUCAUUUUCAUGUGCUCGGAUUAUCAAAUUUGUUCCAGAGCUGAGUUUUGACAUCGUUUGUAAAUGAUCAGUUUUCAGGAAAUAAAAGAAAUGGUGGGUUUUGUAUCUCUGGGGUCACAUUUUUCAUGUAAAAUUAUGCAUUCACUAAAAUAAAUGACUUCUUUA
Epinephelus fuscoguttatus (brown-marbled grouper) is the source of this 1707-nucleotide messenger RNA. RefSeq names its product origin recognition complex, subunit 4 (gene orc4). The transcript has 14 exons. Gene Ontology annotation, biological process: DNA replication initiation; DNA replication. Lineage: Eukaryota; Metazoa; Chordata; Actinopteri; Perciformes; Serranidae. Gene Ontology annotation, cellular component: nuclear origin of replication recognition complex; nucleus. The record is from RefSeq and is a predicted model, not a curated record. Bases 98 to 1402 code for a protein of 434 amino acids. Gene Ontology annotation, molecular function: ATP hydrolysis activity; DNA replication origin binding.